Messenger RNA from Xyrichtys novacula (pearly razorfish), 1890 nucleotides. Lineage: Eukaryota; Metazoa; Chordata; Actinopteri; Labriformes; Labridae. The record is from the annotation of a GenBank genome assembly.
AGGAUGUUUCUCUUGAGUCCCUCUUCAGCCAAACUGUUAAUGUCAUGUGUUGUUUAUGCUCUUCACAUGGUCAGCCUGUCCUUAUUACACUUCUCUACUUGUGAUUGUACCCCCCUGUGCAAAUGUGUACGUGACAGCAACACCAAUUUCACAAGUAGAUGUGACAAUACCCUGUGAGAUAACCAGUGUAUGUGAAUCUGGUUUAGGCCAGUAAAGAGGGCAGGAGCACACACACACACACACCAGGAGUGUGUCUCUUUUUGUUGGUGACACAUUUGGACUCCUCCCUGCUCUGUUCCCUAUAAAACAGCAAUGGUUAGGCCAGCUCAGCGGGGUUUGCUGACUUCCACUCGAGGGGACUUUUGUGUCAGCCCGAGCAAGACCGCCGCACUGCCUCCAUCACCAGUGGUCCCUGCAAACCACCCAAGCAAGAAACCAUGGCUCCUUUUGAAAAAUCUAUGGAGAUGAUGCCCUUCAAGCAAAGGAAAUGCCUCGGUAAGGAUGAAAAAUCUGUAAUUGCUAUGUGGAUGUCACUGAAAAUACAUGAGCGCUAGUUUUAGAGGCGUCAAUUGUGUAAAAAUCUCUCUUUAGAAACAAGAAAAGAUGAAGUGUGCAGCAUUCGGUCCAAAUUCCCCAACAAACUGCCUGUAAGUUUCUCUCUGAUUUGUUUAGAAAUAUACAGCAACUUGUUCCACUCUUUGUAUUAUUGCACGUGGAAGCUCAAACAGCUCAUCUAAGAUGUUUUGCUGUGUUCAGGUGAUUGUGGAACGUUACAUCCGUGAAAAGACUCUCCCCCUCUUGGACAAAACAAAGUUCCUGGUCCCAUUUGAGCUCACGUUAGGACAGUUCCUGUGUCUACUAAGGUAGAUAUUUUGCACUGACUUCUAAUGUAGCUUAUGUUUCAUCUUCUGAGCUCCUCUUCUUCUCAAUCCAUCCUUCCAUUUUCUCCUCAUUAAGAUUUGCUGUUUUCUUCUCAUUUUUUCAGAAAUAAAAUAGCCUUGGAUUCAACUCAAGCUCUGUUCCUGCUGGUUGCAGAGAAGAGCAUGUCUUGCAUGUCCUCCAGCAUGGGGGAGGUUUAUUCCCGCUACAGCGACACAGAUGGCUUCCUCUACAUCACCUACGCCUCACAAGAGAUGUUCGGAGCACCUCAGCCAGCAAGAACACUGCCCUGUUGAGCCUAAAGCACAACAAAUGAACUAAACCCGACCAGUGGUGGCGACACCACGCAACCUCACAGGACAGGCUGAGCCAAGCCCAGACUGUUUUUGUCCUGUUUUUUAGCCGCAAACUGAAGAUCAACCUACCUCAUGAGGCCCUCUGGACUUUGAGCAAAAGUAUCCAUCCCGUGUUGUUACAGGCGCUGCAACUUCAGCCAGCCAGGAGGAGAGAGCAGUGAACAAGACUCCCCUCGAAAGAAGUAAUUGCAAUUGUAGGGGAAGGUGCAUUAAGGUUUUCUUUUUAUGGAUUGAUGCUCUGAAAUCUGAUAAAGGCUGAAAUUGUGAUGUUGUCUGCCUGUUGCAUUUCUUUACAGGUCAUAUAUUUCCACUCUGAACUUGAGUUACCUUUUGAAAUGUCUACUUUCAAUGCAAAUAAGCCUGUUUUCAUUGUGCAGCGAUGCCAAUUCAGUGCAAAACACCACUGCCUCCUACAGGCUACAUGGACAGGGUAAAUAUAUAGCUUGUAAUCAGACUCCUUGGCACUUAUCACUCUUUCUUCCUUUUCCUUGUGUUGGUUGCUGCUUUGCCCUCUUCUUCCCUCUGAAAAUGUGAAGUUGUGCUCCUGCCUGUUGAGGUACUCCCUGAGAAAAAGUAUGUCAGUUUGAUGCUGCUCUGAUUUCUUGUUCUGGGUCAAGCUGUCAGUGAACCAAAGAAUAAAUUCCUGUCCUUGUAA